Messenger RNA from Jaculus jaculus (lesser Egyptian jerboa), 4003 nucleotides. It is a transcript of the gene Swt1, whose product is annotated as SWT1 RNA endoribonuclease homolog. Lineage: Eukaryota; Metazoa; Chordata; Mammalia; Rodentia; Dipodidae. The record is from RefSeq and is a predicted model, not a curated record. The transcript is spliced from 20 exons. Gene Ontology annotation, cellular component: nucleus. Bases 223 to 2919 code for a protein of 898 amino acids.
UUGGCCUCCAGUGUUUGCUACCGCCGCGGGCGCCGGCAAGGCCCCUGCAGCCAACAGGACCAAACGAGUUUUCUGAUUGCCUUGUCUGGGGCUGGUCUGAGUGUUCCUGGCAGCAGGGAAGACGGAAGCCUAUUUUCAGUCUCAAGUACAAAACUCACACUUCCAGUUCCCAUUCCGACUUAAAAGAACAGCUGAUGAAUUCCUUUAUUACUGCUUUUCAAGAUGUCUAUUAAAGAAUUUAAUGGAAAAGAAGAAACGUCUCAAGAAAAACAUAUCACCUCUUCACCCAUUUUUGAUGAAAAUGAGAAAAAACCCUCAGCAAAUUCUACUUGUUCAGCUUUCUCUGUAAGAUCAGUUUCAACAGAGAAGAGAAAACUGAAAUCCGAUCAUACAGACAUUCUGUACUGCAAUAAAAAUAGAAGAUCAGACCUGAAAAGAUUGAAUACAGAAACUGACAUACCCAGAAAGAAAAAGAAAAUCAGUUCUUUAUCCCAAGGACAUCUUAAACUCCCAGAAGCAUCAUAUUCAAAUAAUAAUCAAAUUACUUCAUGGAGUUCUUCAAAUGGAGCUAAAAGAGAUGUUAAACUUAAAGAUAUUAGAUUAACAAAUGUUGGGAGUAAGAUUGACUAUGGAAUAAAAAGUCUUAACAGUUCUAAAAUUGCCAAAGAUAUGAAAUCAAAAGCAGAAGGCCAGGCUAAGGAAAAGACCUGGCCUCAUUUACUUAUUCAUAAGGACAAGAUGAAAGAACUGAAGAAAGAAAGUAACAACAAAUUUAAAGACAGUUCUGAAGAAUGUGUCCUGGAGAAAUGCAAAAAAUUUCAGUUUUUUCACAAUUAUCAUUCCAAGGAGAUAACCAAGGAACCUUUUGAAUCUAGAAGAAGGAAGAUUGGUUUCAAAAUUCCAAUAAAAUCCUAUAAUACCCUUCAGAAGCUUGUAGAAGAAAACGUCUUCAGUUCAGAGUCUAGUAAACCAAAAACUAAGCAGGAAGAAAAGGAAUGCUUGAAAAGUUGCCAGGUGUCAUUAAACAUGAACAGGUGUAAAACCCAGCCCUUGUUUUCCGACUCUACCUAUAAGCAGACUGUUCGUGAGUGGAAAAGAAAAUAUCAUGAGCAUCAAGAAAGUAAUGAUUCAAACUCUAAGGAAAAUCUUGCUCAGAAACCUGGAACAACAUGUUCACCAGUGUCACUUGAAAGUACCCAAGAUACAGAUCAAGAGAUGCAGAUAGUAGAAGAGCUCCAUGCUGCACGUGUGGGGAAAAGUGUAGAUUUACCUGUAGUUCCAUCUUCUGGAGACUUAAUGAGUAUGGAAAUUGACUUGGUGGAAGAUGAUGUACACCCUUCUACUGGCAUAUCUUCAAAUAAUACCUCUGACAAAAAGCUUCUAAUUGUUAUUGACACAAACAUUCUGAUGAAUCAUCUCAAAUUUGUUCGAGUUUUGAAGACAACAGAAAUUACAGGUUUUGAAAGUCUUGUGUUAAUAAUUCCCUGGGUAGUUGUACAAGAGUUAGAUCGUAUGAAGGUAGGAAAGCUACUAAAACAUGCCCAGCACAAGGCUAUACCUGCAAUUCAUUUCAUCAAUGACAGCCUCAAAAAUCAAGAUACAAGGCUAUGGGGUCAGUCAUUACAACUUGCAGCCCAAAUACUCUAUGGAUUCAGUGAUGAGAACAAUGAUGAUCGAGUAUUAAAAUGCUGCCUUCAGUACCAGGAAUUAUUUCCAUGUUCUCUUGUUAUUCUGUGCACUGAUGAUAGAAAUUUACGAAGUAAAGGUCUAAUAAGUGGUGUGAAAUCACUCAGUAAAGAAGAAUUGAGUGCAGAGUUAUUAAAUAUAUCUCUGAACACAGUGAUGUGUCAUCAGCCUUGUAUUUCUAACCAACCAUUGAAAACAGCAGCAUUGCCUGUAGCAGUGAGCCCUGAGGAAGAGUCUACAAGCCCUGCACUGUCUGUUCAGCUGGAGCACAUCCUGUGUGAGCUUGAAAAAUGUUUUGGAGCAGCUUUAACUUCCAUAUUAGAGACGGAGAUGAAAAUUGCAUUUGGAGACCUUUGGACAGAGAUGCUGUAUGUGAAACCACCAUGGACUGUAAUAGGUUUAUUGCAGUGCUUUAAAAAACAUUGGUUGGCUGUAUUUGGAUUAGUUAUGGAAAAGAAGUUGCUUUUAACUAUUGACAGCUUAUAUGAAAAUUUCUCUAAAGCUAAUAAGGCAGUAGAUUUUGCAACAGUGAAAUUUCUGCUUCUGGAUUCUAAAAGUUUGUUGCAUGCUUUCAGCACAAGAUCAAAUUAUGAUGGUAUUCUCCCACAGACCUUUGCUAAAGUGAACAAACUACUCCAAGUAUUUGCAGAGGUCAAGACAAAACUUAAGCCAAAUUCUUCAGAAAGCACAGUGAGUAAAAAGCAAGAAGAUACUACUUUCAUGAAUAUUCAUAGCCCAGAGGUCAAUGUUUUCUUGGAUACUCAUCUUGUCCAACUUACCAGACAUCAAGAAAUCUGGUCUGUCCUAGAAAAUGUGUGGACUACAAUUUAUCAGAACAGCACGGAUGUAUUUCAAAGAUUGGGCCAAAGUUCAGCUCUGACUACUUCAAAAAUAGCAUCAUUUGAAGAAGCAUUUCUAUGUCUUCAAAAGUUAAUGGCAGCUGUCAAGGAUAUUCUUCAAGGAAUUCAGAGGAUUUUGGCUCCCAACAGUACUUAUCAAGAUGUUGAGACUCUCUAUAACUUCCUAAUCAAGUAUGAGGUAAAUAAAAAUGUCAAAUUUACUGCCCAGGAACUUUAUGACUGUGUUUCUCACACAGACUAUCGGGAAAAGCUAACUAUUGGAUGCCACCAGCUGAUCGAGAUGGAGCAUACCAUGCAGCAGUGCAAUGCUUCUGUCUAUAUGGAGGCCAAAAACAGAGGGUGGCGUGACGACACAUUCAACAGUAGGACCUAAGUUCUUAAGUGCAGUUGCAUCUGUCUUCAAGAAUAACGUAACUUUCAACCUGGUCACCUCUUUUGAGCCAAACCCAGGAGAAUUAUAAUGUCUCAUACCUGCAAAGGUGUGUUUUUAAUAGUCUCAUUUCAUCUAUAGGAUUCACUAUAGGAUCUGUGAGGUCAGCUCUUCUGGAGUUAGAAAUAGCUCCAUACUUCUGGUACUGUGGCCUGUCCCUAAGGUAGGGAGCCAUCUCCGUGUUCUGUGUCAGGAGCCACUGCCACAUAAGCAUGACCCAGGGCACAGCAUUAGCACUUUAAGACAUGACCAUGCUCACCACAUUCCACGAAUGAACUCUUCCUGACUGAACCAUUAUUCAUAUAAACCUGGUGGAAGGCUGGGGAGAGGGUUCAGUAGUUGUGGCUUGCUUGCAGACUUUCCAACCCAAGUUUGAUCCUAAAUGGCCAUGUAAAGCCAGAUGCCAAGUGGUGUACAAGGCUAUCAUCCUAGUGCACAGCAAUGGGGGGCAGAGCCAGGGGACUCUAGAAACUCAAAAGCAGCAGUAGCAAAAACAUCAUGAGAAACUCUGUCUCAAGAGGUGGAAGGAGCCAGGCCUAGUGGCUCACGCCUUUAAUCCCAGCACUUGGGAGGCGGAGGGAGGAGUAUCGCUGUGAGUUUGAGGCCAGCCUGAGCGUACAUAGUGAAUUCCAGGUCAGCCUAGGCAUACCUCAAAAAAACAAAGCUGAAAGGAGGAGAAACACCAAAGCUGUUCUCUGAUACAGCAUGCACACAACUACAUCAUAUACAUAUACAAAAAAAUAAAUCUGGUGGAAGUAUAGCCACCUCCCUCAGGGAAAUGAAAAUAGAAUUUUGACUUUGCUCCUGCAUCCUACAUAGCUUCUGUCCUUUGGGUUUGUCACUUUGAGUGCAUUUCUAGUGGGGAAGAGACCCUCUGCUGAUUUGUCCCUUAAAUGUGAAGCAGCAUAAAUUUGGGAGAUUAUGUAGCAGUGGCUACCUAAACCUCAAGGGUUUGGCUUCUUAGGCCUACAGGAAGUUGGAAAUCCUUAUUUACUGAAGUGUAUUAUGCUUUUGUUAAGAGAUUAAA